AUGGAAAUUCCUAGCAACAUUAACACCAGCAGCUUCUACUUUAUACUGACGGAUCUCCAGGGCCUGGAAGGUGCUCAUUACUGGACAGCUAUUCCUAUCUGUUCUAUCUAUGUUCUCUCCAUGCUGGGCAACGUCACCAUCAUGUACGUUGUCAAGACUGGGCCUAGCCUCCACACACCCAUGUACCUCUUCCUCUCCAUGCUCUCAAUGGCUGACCUGGGACUCUCAGCUUCCACAUUGCCUUCCAUGGCAGCUGUCUUUCUCCUAGCCCAAAGGAAGAUAGAAGCCUCAACCUGCUUUGUGCAACUCUUCUUCAUUCACACUUUCUCAGUCAUUGAGUCAGCUGUGCUAUUGGCCAUGGCUUUUGACUGCUGUGUGGUUGUCCUGGAGCCAUUACGUUAUGCCACUAUUCUCACAACCAAGUGCAUUGGGACCAUUGGGCUCGCCAUUGUGGCCCGUAGUGUUGCCCUUCAUCUGCCAUUACCUGUGCUUCUGGGAAGACUGCAAUUCCAGCCUGUGAGUGCUCUGUCUCAUUCCUACUGUGUUCACCCUGAUGUUCUGAGACUGGCCAGUUCCAGCACUCAUGUGAACAGUGGCUUUGGGCUCUUUGUCAUGCUCUCCACCCUGGGGCUGGAUGCUACUCUCAUACUCCUCUCCUAUGUGCUGAUCCUGAAGACAGUAUUGAAUAUUGCUUCCAAUACUAAGUGCCUGAAGGCCUUCAACACCUGCAUUUCCCACAUCUGUGCUUUAUUGCUAUUCUAUACACCACUAGUCAGCCUGUCUAUGAUCCAUCGCUUUAGAAAGAAGCUACCGGCUCAUGUGUACAUGCUUCUCUCCUAUCUGCACUUUCUUUUGCCUCCAAUGCUCAACCCAAUUGUCUACAGUGUCAAAACCAAAGAGAUUCGAGUACACAUCCUGAAAAUGCUUCACCCCAAAAAGCUCUGA
Messenger RNA from Choloepus didactylus (southern two-toed sloth), 945 nucleotides. Its product is annotated as olfactory receptor 51G2-like. Gene Ontology annotation, biological process: G protein-coupled receptor signaling pathway. The record is from RefSeq and is a predicted model, not a curated record. The coding region runs from base 1 to 945 and encodes 314 amino acids. Lineage: Eukaryota; Metazoa; Chordata; Mammalia; Pilosa; Megalonychidae. Gene Ontology annotation, molecular function: olfactory receptor activity; G protein-coupled receptor activity. Gene Ontology annotation, cellular component: membrane. The transcript has a single exon.